AUGGACGACAAGUCCCAAGACAACGCCGCAGCGGCAGCGCCAACCAUUCGACAGGAAGUGGAAGAGCCGACAAUCAUCACAGAAGACGCAAUGAUCACGUCAUUGAAGAAGACCAAGGCAAACAAGUGUGUCAAAGGAAAGCACAAGAAGAAGGCCAAGGAGGUCAAGAAGAAGAAGACGUCGCACGGCAAGGGAAAGAAAUCUGCGCGCGAUGACGACAGCUCCGAGAGUAGCAGCAGCGAAGACGAGUCGGUCAGCGACGACGACGACGACUCCGACAGUUCGUCCGAGGAGGAGCCCGCGCGCAAGAAAAAGGCAAAGUCAAAGCAGGCGAAGAAGCUCAAGGACAAGCAGCGUAAGCGGAGACGCAGCAAGAAGCAGGAUUCUUCGACUGAAAGCGAAGAGUCAGAGAGCGAGGAGAGUGAAGCCGCCACUGAAGAGGAGCCGUCACGGAAGAAGAAGCUCAAGAAGAAGUCAAAGACGCCAGAGGUCGAGUCUGAAGACACUGAAAGCGAAGACAAUGGCGAGAACGAUUUGGACCAGCAAAUUGUUGAUCUCAUGACCAAGAUUGCAGAGCUGAAGUCAACCUCCAAGCUGCGUUCCAAGCGUAGACAGUCCAGCAGCAAGAAACCUUCCAAGUCAAAGGCCUCCGCAAAGGCCUCGAAGAAGGAUUCGCUGGCCUACAAGCGUGUGGAUUGGCUUUGGGAUGCAGAGGAUCACAGUUUCAGGCUCAAGGAGAGUGCUGAAGAAGACGACAGCGACUUUGGAGAGUUUGCUUUCUUGGUCAAGCGCAAGUUUGACUGGGAGGGACAGUACUCGUCCACAGUUGUUGUUAUCAAAUCGAAGCUGCUUCGAGCUGUUCUUGCAGAAGUGAUGAAGGAUUGCAAGAGCGUCAGUCUGGAGCCGGAGGAGCCGUCCAUCGACCCGAACCUUCUCUUCCUCUACCUGGAGGAGCUCCGAACCUACUACAAGAAGACACUGAAGAAGCAGAUUGCAUCCGAAAAGAAGAAGAAGAACAUCAAGAAGCUUCAACAGAAGAGGUCACUUACCAAGACUCUGUGCAAGUACAUUGAUGAGGACUACGCCGACAUCAAGAAGAACCUCUACCCACUUUUGGAAUCUGGUAACAUCACAUUUGAUCUCCUGUGGGCCUUGUUCACUCCCAAUGACAUCGCCAUCACUUCUUGCUAUGGAUCUUGGGACGAGCCGAGAUGUUUCAAGGUGGACUAUGCGAUCAAAUCUGUCAGCAUGAAUCGUGGUGAAUGGUACUGCAUUGAGGGCAAGUAUCUCGAGUCCGAUGGCAAGGCUUGGRGUUUUGGAGAUUUUGAAGUCGACAUUGAAUCCUUCAAAGGACCUCGCAAAAUCUCAAGUCUCGCCUCCUACCCUCUCAAAUACCACAGCAAUCCCGAAGCCGUCAAGAAGCAGAUUGUCGCGCGCGGACAGCGCUUCGUCGCAAUGCAGCCCCAGGAGUACAAGUUUCACAAGGGACUGGCUUUUAUGAAGAAGAAGAAACAGGUGUUGAAGAUCAACAUCAACGGCCGUGUCAUGAUUGACCCAGCGACCUUUCGCCGAAUCAACCCCAACUAUCCCAUUUCGAACAUCAAGCUGGAUGAGGCGGAAGAAUUGUUCUCUGACAGCGACAUGGACGACUGCUCGUGCUGCGAAUCCGACGAGGAGGAGGCCACUGGUGGCGGGGAUGAAACCUUGACGAAUGCUGAUGCCGAGGAGGACAAGGCGCCACGAUACAAGUACAAGCUGGUCAAACAUGACGGCCGCAGCAGAUUUGUGGCCGUGGAGGUUGAUGAGAAUGGUGAUCCGAUUCGCAAACAGCAGAUCGACACACUUGAGGACAUCGAUACCGGGAAGCGUUCAUACACCGAAGAGGAGUUACUCCUGACAUCUCCCGUUGUACUUGGAUUUGCCUUUUCGGAGAAGCUUUGGUUGGAGUUCUCCCUUUCUGGAGUGCACGACAUCUCAUACAAUGACCAGGCCUUUGGCAGUCUAGUGCUGCCAGGCGAUCAGAAGAGCACGGUCCACGCUCUGGUCAAGAGUCACAAGUUUCACGCCGCGAAGACGAUCGAUGAUGUCGUCCAAGGCAAGGGUCGUGGUCUGGUAUUUGUGCUGCAUGGGCCUCCAGGAACGGGCAAGACUCUCACUGCAGAGGGUAUCUCCGAGCUGCUCCGCUGUCCUCUGUACUGCGUCUCUGCCGGCGAGCUGGGUACUGAUCCCGCGAGACUAGAGGUUGAAUUGCAAAAAGUACUGGACAUUGCUCACAGCUGGGGUGCAUUGCUUCUCCUCGACGAAGCCGAUGUUUUCCUCGAGCGGAGAACCGUCCAGGAUCUCCACCGCAACGCCUUGGUCUCUAUCUUCCUCCGUCUCUUGGAGUACUUCCAAGGCAUCCUCUUCCUCACCACCAACCGCGUCGAGACCUUUGAUGAUGCAUUCCAGAGCCGUAUCCACGUCGCCCUCCGCUACGACGAACUCACCCCACGCGCCAAAAAGGAAGUCUGGAAGAAWUUCAUCCAAAUGGUUCGAACGCAGCCCGGAGGUCAAGUCGCCGAUUUCAGCGAGGAGGACUUCACGACCCUCUCCCGCCAUCGUUUGAAUGGUCGCCAGAUCAAGAACACGGUCCGCACCGCACAAGCUCUGGCGUUGAAUGAGAAUGAGAAUCUCACCAUGAGCCAUAUUAAGCGCGUUCUCGAUGUCGCCGAGACGUUUGAUAGGGAUUUGAAGGGUGGGGUUGGGUAUGUGGAUGCGAUGAGGAGUUAUACCUAA
Ramularia collo-cygni is the source of this 2775-nucleotide messenger RNA. RefSeq names its product related to AAA family ATPase. NCBI's taxonomy places the organism in Eukaryota, Fungi, Ascomycota, Dothideomycetes, Mycosphaerellales, Mycosphaerellaceae. The record is from RefSeq and is a predicted model, not a curated record. Gene Ontology annotation, molecular function: ATP binding; ATP hydrolysis activity. Bases 1 to 2775 code for a protein of 924 amino acids. The transcript has 2 exons.